Molecule: messenger RNA, 4109 nt
Organism: Diaporthe batatas
Lineage: Eukaryota; Fungi; Ascomycota; Sordariomycetes; Diaporthales; Diaporthaceae
Exons: 1
Coding region: 989-3637 (882 amino acids)
Molecular function (GO): microtubule binding
Source: RefSeq, a predicted model, not a curated record
GCCUCGGGAGACGAAUCAUCUCUCACGUCGCCCAUCUCAGCUCCCUCUCUCUUCCUGACCUGCGUGUCUGUCUCUCGUCCUAUCGUUGUGACUCGCUCCCUUUAUUCUCUCUCGCGUGUCUUACAACACACACAGGACAUAUCCAGCCGCUCGUUUCUGAUCUGCGCCCGUGUCUCACAUCCAGACCUCCCCAGCCCCCACUUCUCGUCUCGUACCUGGGCCCUGGGCACAGUUCGCCAGAGCAAGAGAGCAAGCACCUCAUCUCUAACCUGACCUCGUCUCCAUAAUCUAUCUCUCUUUCAGACCGUCCACACCUUCUUCUCACCCAGGUCGGCCAGCCAGCUCAUCACCGACUCCUUGCACUGACUCUAUCUGCAUCGCAUCGCAUCGCAUCGCAUCUGCAUUUGCAUCUGCAUCGGGAUUACGUCCAGCAUCCACACGCCCCUCCCUGUGCCUACUCUGGCCCAUCCCCCUGCAUCCAGCUUCCAGACCCUGCGGCCUCUGGUGCCUCACGACCCUAUCAACCGCCGUGGCCGAAACCCUACUCGUGCCCCGCUGUACAACGAACCGACAGGCGCCGUGCUUUGCUCCGUGUGGCCGCAGCUGCUCCUGUACCUGUCCGCCCGUCUCCGCCGUCGGUCUCGCCCCUGGCCCCCGAGCCGCCCGGCCAUCCUUCUGUCACCUCCUGCGCGCCAUCCGCUACCCGUCUUUGGAACCCCCAAUCCAGGCCGAGUUGCACAGUCUGACGGCAGCUGGGACAGGCAACGGCCCUUCAGCUCACCUGUUCCAUCCGAGUCUCCCAAACACUCGUUUGAGCCUCAACUAUGCGCUUUACUCGUCCAUUCGCUGUCAAUCCUUUAUUUACCGGGUCAUAAAAGCUGGAACACCCAACACAGGGCCAUGUCUCCUGUGACCGACCACUGCUGCAACGACCACAUCUUUGACCACCUUCUCUGACCGGUCUGACGAGUCUGACGAGACCGCAAACAUGACCGAACCUUCGAUAUUUCCCCCGCUGGGGGCCCGCCUGCUGCCCUCGAGUCGACAGUAUCACUCGACACCUCAGUCCCCCAAGCACCAGCGCCAACACUCCGAUGAUUUCAUAGCCCGCCUUUCCCCAAUGAACGCGAUCGACACUUUUCGUGCGCCUAGCGGCCCGCUCAAGGCAUGCAUGGACGCCGCGACACCCAGCGAACAGAGCUUUGCGCUGCGGGCCGCCGUCGCCUCGAAAAAUAUUUACGAAUGGCUUGAUGAGCUGCGAGACUGGCCCUGGCCCACAGAGGGGGGCCUCGGCUUCCAGGCGCCGAGUUCCACUCCCGGCGGGCUUCAGUCGCGCGGCAGGGCCGGGUCGGCUGUCGAACCCGCGCCCGAGAACGAUGCUGCGGGCCCCAAGCAGGUAUACAACGGGAGCCUGCUGGAAUCAGACAUAACGCGCUACGAAACGCGCAUUGCAGAGAUACACCAAGAGCUCGACAAGCUCGAAAUCGAGGACAUUAAGCAGCACGUGCUGCACAACCAUAUCAUGCCUCUCUCGAGACCCGGGACUCCAGCCAGCCCUAUCUUCGACCGCCAUUUUGGGAUGGGCUCCCUUACCUCGUAUGUGAAAAUGGAUGACCUCACGGCCGUCAUCACAGCAACGGUUGUGCAGGCAUUGCCGAAUCUCUCUAGGCUUUUACGACUUAUGAACGCAUGGAGCACGCGAUUAACGGUUCUUCAGCGCGUUCCUCUGUGGACGUCUUCUCUUGCUGAGGCUGAGGCUGCGAUCAAGUCAGCCUGGGCCAUGAUUGAGCAAGGGUCGAAGGCUCAGGUGCAGGACCCACAGCUGGAGCUCAAACCCGACGAGGUGCCGUCCCAGCACAACUAUGAAGUCACGAAGCUGCUGUUAGAGAAGAAAGUCUCAACAGCUGCGCGCACACUCGAUUACAUGCUUGACAACCUUGAGGGCCGGGAUGAUACCCUUCCUGACGAGUGGCUUGACCGAAUGGAGGUUGUGGAGCGCCAAUGCGCGGAAUGGACCGCGGCAUAUGAGAAAUGGCUUCGAGACGAGCAAGUUGCAGCCAUGCAGAAGGAGGCAGACUCUGCUGGAACUGAAAAGGGUGCAACAGAAAUUGUGGCAGAAGAGCCCGCUACGCCAGGGCCGAUUAUACGCGUUGAUCAUCCCGAUGGGUGUAGAUCUCGGAGCUUCGAAGACGAUGGCAUGGAUGACGCUGAUCGGCCAAUUCCCAGUGUGGAGCACUCUGAUGCAUUGAGCAGAUCUCCAAUCAUUUCUAUCACAAAUGACCGAGGCUCGACGCGGACCACCGCCGGACACGUUGCUGAUGAGUCGGCGUUAGACUUGGACGACCUCGACGCUGAUCACCUUUCAUUGGACAAUGGCGCUCACGCGCUUGGCUCCGACGAGAAUCACCGGCCGGGAACUGCUGUUUCAGACGCCUCGACCGUCGUUCGCGCUCAGCCUAGAGAUCCAUUGCAGACUCCGGACCUUUUACCGGUAAAUGGGAGUCGCGCCUCUCCGCAUACUCCUCCAAGAGAAAUAAGGUCGACAUCGAUGCCGGUGGGAGACAUGCCGCCAGUCCUCGAGUACCCCGAGGACGAGAGCUCAGAGGACAACUCGCUGGACUCAUCUUUCAACAGUACAUCAGAGGAGCUGGGAAGUCCUAUUGUGCUGAGCCAGGCGAAUGGCGAGGAUGACCACAUGCGCAAGCAGAUCAGUCAAAUCCUGGAGAAUAUCCCGGCCAAAAUCCAGCUUGGCUCACGCCCCACCGUCAACCAUCUUAACCCUCCGGAUCUACAGCUACCGUACUCCAAACCAAGACCGACGGCAGAUAGGACUGUUCGCAGCAAAUCCAGCAUGUCCUCUCGCGCCAGCAUGUCAUCGCGAGCCAGCACCCCAUCUUUCAUGCUUGCACCGGCACCUCGGCCACGACACCAGCGUGGGAAUCAAGACAUCAAGCUGUACCAUCUGUCCAGAGCGAAUGGGGAGGCUCCAAUCAAGCUUUUCAUCCGCUGCGUCGGCGAGAAUGGUGAAAGAGUCAUGGUCCGUGUAGGUGGCGGCUGGGCUGACUUGGGAGAAUAUCUCAAAGAAUAUGCUAUUCACCACGGUCGACGAUCACACCGAGGGAGUGAAAGCAAGGUGGAGGUGAGGGACAUCCCCCGAUCCUCUAGCGCGCUCAGCACUCGUCGACCAUCAGCUAGCCCCUCUGUCCGUCCCAGCCCGCCUCGCCGCCCGGGCUCAGCGCUCGACUCAACCAGCCCCAUCUAUGUCAAGAAGAAGCGACAGCCCAGCGGGGGAGAGGACCUCCUGGGACCAAGACUGCCUGCGACCCCGCUUGCUUAUGGCAAUCAGCGGGCCUCGGAGCCGCCAUCUUCAGGAUCAGGCAGCACCGGCCGGUCACGAUCGAGCUCGCGUCUAAGCUGGGACGAGGAGGACAGCUCGCUUGGCAUGGCGGGGCCCAGGAGCAUGAGGAAGGACAUCCCCCAGGAGAGUCUGGACUGGGUCGAAAGCAUCAAGGAGAAGGUCCGGGCCGUUAGUAGUGGCUCGGCUGUCCCGCCGAGAGACCAAGGCCACGGGAGCGGGAAAUUCGGCGAAUUGGGAAAGGUGGGAGGAACAAAAAGGCUGUUCAGGAAGCCCACAUGAGGGCCGGAUGGAAGGAUUUUGUGACUGGGAAAGUGGAUGGGUCGGUCUGGACUUGCGCGCGGGAAAGGCAUAAGGAAGGGCCUCUGCUUUUGGUCCGAAUUGCUUCUCAGGGACAAAAGGGUGUUGUGUUUUGAGCGGGGAGGUGUUGAGCGUCACCACCAAGCACGGUCAUAUGUGUCACGAUACCACUUGAUUUUUGUCUUUGGGAGGUUUGUUCUCAGGCAACCUGUUCUUUGCUCGUUUGUUUUGUCUGGCGGGAUGGACUUGGGACCUGUCAUGGAAAUACCCCCUUUUGUUUUGUUUUCUAUGCUUGCGCCUGCUGCGCGUGCAUGCAUGAGCCGCGGAUCGCUGGAGUGUGGGAAAUAGCAUGGAUGCGAGUGCUGCAUAUCGCAUAUCGCAUGGAACUAUAGAAAGGUGCGAUCAGCCGGAUAGAAUUGACUUAUCUGAGCAAACCGAUACUGUCCGUAAUCGA